CCGUUUCAGUGUAAAAUCUGCUCUAAAUCAUUCUCUCGGUGCGAUAAUUUGAAAAGACAUGAAAAAAUUCACAUUGGCGAAAAACCGAUUAAGUGUAAAAUCUGCUGUGAAUCAUUCGUUGUAAGAAGUGAAUUGAAAAAUCAUGAAAAAAUUCAUACAGGCGAAAAACCGUUCCAGUGUAAAAUCUGCUCUAAAUCAUUUAUUCGUUGUAUUGAUUUGAAAGGACAUGAAAGAAUUCAUACUGGCGAAAAGCCGUUUCAGUGUAAAAUCUGCUCUAAAUCAUUCAUUCGUUGUAGUGAUUUGAAAGGACAUGAAAGAAUUCAUACUGGCGAAAAACCAUUUCGUUGUAACAUCUGCUCCAAAUCAUUCAGUCAUUGUGGUAAUUUGAAAAAACAUGAAAAAAUUCAUACUGGAGUAAAACCAUUUCAGUGUACUAUCUGCUACAAAUCAUUCUCUUCCAAAAAAUAUUUGGAAAAACAUGAAAACAUUCAUACAGGCGAAAAACCGUUUCAGUGUAAAAUCUGCUCCAAAUCUUUCAUUCAAAAAAAUAUUUUGACGUUGCAUGAGAAAAUUCAUACUGGUGAAAAACCAUUCCAGUGUAACGUCUGCUCCAAAUCAUUCAUUCACUGUGGUAAUUUGAAAAGACAUGAAAAAAUUCAUACUGGUGUAAAAUCCUUUCAAUGUAACAUCUGCUCCAAAUCAUUUUUUUGCAUAAAUAAUUUGAAAACACAUGAAAAAAUUCAUACUGGCGAAAAACCGUUUCAGUGUAAAAUCUGCUCUAAAUCGUUCAUCCAUUUUAGUAAUUUGAAAGGACAUGAAAGAAUUCAUACUGGCGAAAAACGGUUUCAGUGUAACAUCUGCUUCAAAUCGUUCAAUCACAGUAGUAAUUUGAAAACACAUGAAAAGAUUCAUACUGGCGAAAAGCCGUUCCAGUGUAAAAUCUGCUCCAGGUCUUUUAUUCAAAAAAAUAAUUUGAAAAUGCAUGAAAAAACUCAUGAAGUCAUUCAUUGAGAGAUGUAACUCGAUUCAUACUGCUAAAAAGUCAUUCACCCAAAGUAGGUAGGUUAUUGAGAAAUGAAAAACAUGUCUGUCGGAUAUAAUUCAAUUUCCAGCUUGGUAUUAGCCAGGAAAGUAGUUGUUUUCCGGCAAUACUGAAGCCUAUUUAUGUAAUCUUUGUGAUUGACAUUAUAUUCUUGAAAUUACAUAUUGGAAUUAGAAAUUACACUGAGUUUGUGGUAAAAUGGACGUGUUCUGUUUUUAGGGAUAUAUCCUGUAUAUAUCUUUAUUUAAACGGUACACAGAAUUAAAAUGGAGAACAGAAAAACUAAUUUCAGACAAUAAAUCGUUACAUACUUUUUCUGUAAAUAAGUCAUAGGGACUUUAAAGAACUCUGAACAUGUUCAAUAUUGGCUGAGUAUAUGGCAAGUCUCCGAAGCAAUAUACCUCAUGAAUUUUUGGUUUGAAUUAACAGGCAAGUCAGAUUGUAUAGUAUUAUUUAAUGACAACUUGAGUGCACGAAAACUUGCUGUCAUUAUAUCACAAACGCUCGAAGCAUAUAGAUAUACGUCAUCAUUUUAUAAGAGCCAUAUCAAAUGAAAAUUUCAAAUUGACUUAUUUACCAACCGAAAGUUGUUGGUUUAGGUAAAAGUAGGGUUUGAUAUAAUAGGGGGUGUUGGUUUCUGACAUCAAACUUUGAUCAUUUAUGCCAUUGGCAGUAUUGAAUUGUUAUAUUGGCAACAAUGUUCUUUUUUCUGAAUUAAAGUCGCAAUCAAACAGCAAACAA
This is a messenger RNA of Leptinotarsa decemlineata (Colorado potato beetle), 1783 nucleotides long. RefSeq lists its product as uncharacterized. NCBI's taxonomy places the organism in Eukaryota, Metazoa, Arthropoda, Insecta, Coleoptera, Chrysomelidae. Gene Ontology annotation, biological process: regulation of transcription by RNA polymerase II. Gene Ontology annotation, molecular function: DNA-binding transcription factor activity, RNA polymerase II-specific; RNA polymerase II cis-regulatory region sequence-specific DNA binding. The record is from RefSeq and is a predicted model, not a curated record.